UAACGUAGGAACAAAGGUUUUGUGCGCAUGCGCACUGCGGGAAGACGAGGAAGUUGACGCUGAUUUUCCAUCAAUGUAAACAUUGUAGAUGUGGCAGCACAGAGCAGCAGGAUAACAACAUUUAUUGUUUUUACUGUACCGUAAGUUCAGCAGCUCCUGUGCCAUAAUGAAGGCAGCUAGAAGCAAUAUGUUGGGUGCUGGACCAUCUAACAACAAGGUCAAGUAUUCACGGCUGGCUGCUGAUGAGGAUGGCUACAUAGACUUACAGUUCAAGAGAAGUCCACCAAAGGUCCCCUACAAGGCGAUUGCACUGGCAAUAUUCCUGUUUCUGAUUGGCUCCUUACUGAUAAUCUUUGGGGCCCUUCUUCUGGCAGGAACCAUACAGGUCGAGCAUCCAGACCGCACCAUUCCUGUCAUCAUCAUAGGGCUGCUCGUUUUCCUUCCUGGAUUCUACCAUUUGAGAAUUGCCUACUAUGCUGCCAAAGGUUACCGGGGAUACUCAUACGACGACAUCCCAGAUUUUGGUGACUGAAUCAAAUGACAGCUGCUGAUUGGUGGAGAAUCCCCUCUUGUGUUUGCCACACUGUGCAUCCCGAGAAUGUUGCCUGCUGUUUACUUUGCUGAAUGAAUGUAGGAAAAAAAGACUACCUGUUUCUUCACAGGUGCACUGUUUUUACCAGUUUUGCUGUUUGUUUGUUUUUUUAAUAAUUCUGUCUUAUUUAUCCUCUGCUCUGUGCUGUAUCAGCCUACACACAUUUAGCUUGACAGACCUGAGAGGCUUUAGAGAUUCAAGUUUAUUGACAGUGAACUAAGCAUGCAGUGAGUAGAGGAUGCACAGCACGGCUACAUUUUACUGUUGCACAGUAUUUGCCACUCAAGAAAGUAAUGAAACCAAACCUUGGUGAGUGAAUGGUGAAACAUUUUUGGAGCCUACACAGAUGCCUUCAGCUUACUACUGCUAGAAAGUCCUUGAUCUGGAUGACUGAGAAUCUUUGUGCUUAUUGCACAGCCGUACAGUAUAUCUUAAACUCAUAUUUAUUGGUGACUGUAGUCUAUAACCAUGGAAAGCUUGUAUUUCUGCUGAAGGAUUAUAUUUGCAGUACUAUCCAAAGAUUGGUUACCUUGUCAUAGUACAGUAUAUUUUUGAAUGAAAUGUAUUACUUACUGUAAGUAGAAGUAUUGUGCAUAUUCAUUUGAUUUUAAAAUGUCAAAGGGAGAUUUAUUUUUACAUACAUUUGCUUGAUUGAAACAAAAUGAAAUAAAAUGAAAAAUCGCAACUUGAA
Lates calcarifer (barramundi perch) is the source of this 1283-nucleotide messenger RNA. It is a transcript of the gene tmem230a, whose product is annotated as transmembrane protein 230a. Bases 167 to 532 code for a protein of 121 amino acids. Gene Ontology annotation, cellular component: synaptic vesicle; endomembrane system. NCBI's taxonomy places the organism in Eukaryota, Metazoa, Chordata, Actinopteri, Centropomidae. Gene Ontology annotation, biological process: synaptic vesicle transport. The record is from RefSeq and is a predicted model, not a curated record. The transcript is spliced from 4 exons.